Molecule: messenger RNA, 1634 nt
Organism: Glossina fuscipes
Lineage: Eukaryota; Metazoa; Arthropoda; Insecta; Diptera; Glossinidae
Product: protein OPI10 homolog
Exons: 4
Coding region: 134-703 (189 amino acids)
Biological process (GO): protein import into nucleus
Cellular component (GO): cytosol; nucleus
Molecular function (GO): nuclear import signal receptor activity; Hsp70 protein binding
Source: RefSeq, a predicted model, not a curated record
UUAUUUAAGUUUGUGGUGGGGUUGUUGUUGUUCCAUACAAACGUUCUUCUAUACAAAAUACUUCUAGAUCUUUUUUCCGUUUCCAUUUGCAAGGGUACUUAUUUUAGGUGAGAAGAAAAGCAUUGACAAAAUUAUGUUUGGACUAUUAAUAUCAGGUAGAUUGCCUCAAACUGAUUUUACACCAGUUGACGAAAAUAAACUGCUUAUUAAUGUGCCGGAUAUUGAUCACGUUAACUACAUUGUGGUAUUUCUAACUGGUGUGCAGCCGUUACCAGAAGGCAUGUCGGCGGCGGUUUACUUUAGCUGGCCCGAUGCCAUUUCGGCACCCACCUGGCAAUAUUUAGGUCAUAUAUCGAAUGCUAAGCCAUCGGCUAUAUUUAAAAUCUCUCAACUAAAGAAAGCCCCCGAAUUAGAGGCUCAGGAGAAUGCCAUGGUUUUUGGAGCACAGGAGAUUUCACACAUUGCUCAGAUUGGAAUAUCGGUGGAACCGGAUAUUGCCAUAAGCCAAUUAACACCAGCUGUGUCUAACGCUAACGCCAAUUUGCAGUUUAGUCAAAAGAUGUUGGAGAAUUUCUAUAACUACGUUUCUAGUUUUAUUGUAAAUGUGAGUAAUGAAACUUUAGUGCCGCUAUCCACUCUGCAGAACUGGUAUACGAAUUUUCAAAGGCGUAUGGAACAAAAUCCUAACUUCUGGAAAUACUAAAACAAUCUAACAAAAAAUGAAUGCAUGGAAACCAUCAUAGAUUCUUAUUUUAAAGGGAUCUACGGCUUCCAUUAUACUUUUAAGUUCAGCCAAGUGUGGACAACUUUUGUCGUCGUUUUUCCUUUAUUCGCUCUGACUACAUUACCAUGCUUUAAAUAAAUAUUUUUUUAUAUCAAAAAAAAAAAGGCGCAAAUAAUUAUAUUCAAGUGGAAUAUAAAACAUGUACAUAAAAUUUUUCUCUCAACUACACAUAUAGGGCUGCUCUGGGAAUUUGAACAUAAUAUGUAAUUUUAAUAACCUAAUUACGAACUACACGGAUGGAGAGUUCGUUAACACCGCCACAUAAAAAAUCAGCAAACCCCUUAUAAAUACAUGCAUUAUAAUUGGCUGGCAUUAUGUGAAUUAAGGCUUGCUUUAUGGAUGGUAUUUUCGACCUGAUAAUGGAAAAUUUUCGAAAAAGAAUUUUCAGUUUUCUACUUUCAAGUUCUUUAAAGUUCAUCUUUGUUGUCUACAGAUUUUACAAGAAAAUACGGCAAAGUUAUACGUAAUAUACGUUGUAUCCUAUUUAAAGAGAACGACUUUGGUGGUGAGAGAACACUGGAUUUUAUUGAAUUUCGCUUAAAAUUUACGGACAACACAUCUGAAUCAAUAAAAUCUAAGUUCGAAAAUUAAAGAUAAAAUAUUUUAUAUACGAAAAGCAUAUGUGACGAGAUAACUAGGGAGUAUUAUGAUGUAAAUUUUGAUGAUUAAAUUAAAUGUUGUAACUUUCUUUGACCGCUGAUGGGAAAUGACAUAAUUUUGCUCCUCGACUAUAGUUUACUUACUAUAUUUUUAUAAAAUAAAUAAAUUAAAUUGCAUAUGUCCUUUUAUUUCAUUUAUUAAUCAUAUUAUCAAUUUUAUGAUUUGAACGCGAUUUUAGCUAAUGUAUUAA